AUGGUUUCCCUACUGUCUCAUACAGUCCGAUCUUCUCUUCAAGAACUACGUGAUAUGAUAAAGUGUAGCGUGGGCUGCGAUGCCACUGAGGACUCGGAUUCCACCUUACGCGGGUUGUUGAGCCGCUUCAACUCCAUCCUUGCGUCAAGUGGCGACGAUAAUACCACCAAUGCCGUCAAACGUGAGAGCUCGACACCAUGGAGCACUCUGCUGACCGACAUAUUUGAUUUCCUCGAGAAGAAUACUUCCCUUUUAUCUGAUGAGAAGAGUCAAGCCCUUCGGAUUCAUGAAGAUAUUGGAAUUCUGAUUGACAUUGCUCACACAAGAGCACUGAGAGAGGGCAUAAACGAUAAGUCUUACUUGAUGGAGCGUAUCAUCAAGCUCGCAGCUUCGUUGCCUGAUGGCUCAGAAACCCGGAAUGCAAUUACGGGAAUUCUUGUCAAGGGAUUGUGGGAUAGUUUGCAACACCCUCCAUUAUCCCUUCUUGGUGACGAAUUUGUUUAUCGCACCGCAGAUGGGUCGAACAAUAAUGUCAUGUACCCGAAGCUUGGGAUGGCAGGCUCAAGCUAUGCCAAGUCGGUCAGAUCACUGACCCAAGAGAGAACAUAUCCUGAUCCCUCAGAGGUGUUUGAUAAACUUCUGGCUCGUCGAGGACUGCCGAAAGAUCAUCCCAACAAGAUCUCGAGUGCGCUGUUUUACCUAGCCAUUAUUAUCAUUCACGAUCUGUUCCGCACUAGUAAUGACACAGACAAUCAAACCCCGAUUUCCAACGUCUCAUCCACUUCGUCCUACCUAGAUUUAUCCCCUUUAUAUGGGAACAAUGACCAGGAACAACAUGCUGUGCGAACUAUGAAGGAUGGCAUGCUCAAGCCUGAUACAUUCUCUGAACAUCGUAUUCUUGGGUUUCCACCAGGCGCCUCCGCUUUACUGAUUUCGUUCAAUCGCUUCCAUAAUUAUGUCGCUGAGAACUUGAAACAAAUCAACGAAGGAGGACGUUUCAGUUUGAAUCCAAGCUUGAGCAAGGAUACCGCAGAGAAAGUUGCUGAUAACGCCCUUUUUAACACCGCAAGGCUCAUUACUUGCGGGCUAUACGUCAACAUCAUUCUCUCCGAUUAUGUGAAGACUAUCCUGAACAUGAACUAUUCCCCAAAUACCAGCUGGGUUUUAGAUCCCCGAGAGUCAUACUCUGACGUCUUUAAAAAUAACACUGAACUCCCAAUGGGCACUGGAAACCAGGUUUCUGUGGAAUUUAACCUCAUUUACCGUUGGCAUGGCAAUCUCAGCGUAAGAGACGAGGCGUGGACGCAGGCUUUUAUGCAAGAUCUAUUCCCAGGCCAAGAUUUUACAAAAUUGCCGCUGGCAGAGUUUCUGAGGGGCUUGGGCGAGUGGAAGGACCGCGCCCUCGCGCAGAAACCUGAAAUCCGAACUUUUGGAAAUCUGAAGCGCAAUAGCUCUGGUGCUUUCGACACCAAAGAACUAGCAUCACUCAUUGCCCAGAGUACGCAGGACGUUAGCGCUGCGUUUGGUGCAAACCAAGUGCCUGAGGCUCUCAAGCUUAUUGUCAUUCUCGGAAUGAGCCAGGCACGUAGUUGGCACGUUGGAACGUUGAAUGAACUACGCAAAUUCAUGGGUCUUGCGCCACAUAAGAGCUUUGCCGAUAUUAACUCGGAUCCCGAAGUUCAGAAGGCUAUGGAAGCGCUGUAUAAGGACCCAGAUCACGUAGAAUUGUACCCCGGCGUGAUCUUCGAAGAGUCAAAGAAACCAGUCUACCCGGGUUCAGGUCUCUGUGCGGGUUUUACGAUCACCAGAGCUAUCUUGAGCGAUGCUGUGACAUUAGUCAGGGGUGACCGGUUCUAUACCCUCGUAUGCCUCCUAUGUCUUAAGAAAUAUGACUGGACUCCGGCCCAUAUGACGGAAUGGGGUUUUAAUCUCGUCCAACCCAAUAAGCCGCAGGAUAAACUUGCUCGCGGGGGUAAAAUACACCAUCUGCUUGACGUGGCAUUCCCUAACUUCUACGGAGAAAGGUCGGUCUGGAAGUUAUUCCCCUUCACAAAUCCAGACGAGAUCAAGCGUAUAUUUGAUAGGCAAGGUGUUGCGGGGCAAUAUGAUUUCUCAAGCCCAUUGUCAUAA
This is a messenger RNA of Talaromyces atroroseus, 2130 nucleotides long. RefSeq names its product Psi-producing oxygenase A. The transcript has 8 exons. Lineage: Eukaryota; Fungi; Ascomycota; Eurotiomycetes; Eurotiales; Trichocomaceae. Gene Ontology annotation, molecular function: peroxidase activity; heme binding. The coding region runs from base 1 to 2130 and encodes 709 amino acids. Gene Ontology annotation, biological process: response to oxidative stress. The record is from RefSeq and is a predicted model, not a curated record.